AUGUAUUCAAUAUUUCAGAAAAAUCAACAUAACAAUAAUAAUUAUUAUUUAAAAGAAUUUUUAAAUAAGAAUCAAUUCAAUAAAUUCAAUGAAUUAUUUUUCAAUUAUAAAGAAGAAGAGGGAGAUGAUAUCAAACCAUUAAAUAGUCCAAAAGAAUUUUAUGAAAAAUUAAAAGUAAGGAUGAAAUAG
Entrophospora sp. SA101 is the source of this 189-nucleotide messenger RNA. Lineage: Eukaryota; Fungi; Glomeromycota; Glomeromycetes; Entrophosporales; Entrophosporaceae. The record is from the annotation of a GenBank genome assembly.